This is a messenger RNA of Seriola aureovittata, 2540 nucleotides long. Its product is annotated as major intrinsically disordered NOTCH2-binding receptor 1-like. The transcript is spliced from 3 exons. Bases 1455 to 2051 code for a protein of 198 amino acids. NCBI's taxonomy places the organism in Eukaryota, Metazoa, Chordata, Actinopteri, Carangiformes, Carangidae. The record is from RefSeq and is a predicted model, not a curated record.
AUUUGGGAUCAGGCAGAUUAGUAAAUGGUGAGGUUUAGGAUCAGGUCUAGGAUCAGGUCUUAGUCAGGUUGAGCAGGUUAGAGUAGUUUAGUUUAGGUUCAGGUUAAUGUAACCAUCAUAUAUGACAGUAUAACCUUGAGGUGGAUUUAGACUGCAUUAGUUAGUUGUACCUAAUAAACGGAGCCAGCUGAGUGUGUUUAUAAUCCCUGCUUUCUACCAAACCAUUUAUAGAUCAAAUGUUUACUUGAUUAAUUGGGAAAAUAAUUAGCUGGUAAUUAUUGUAAAUCACUUACACUGAAUUUUUUUUAAUGUUUAUGUUAUUAUGUUAUUAAAAUGCCACGUUACAAAGGGGUUUACGAGUUGUAACUUAAGGGUUAAUAAUCAGUUAAUACCUAUAAUGAAGUUUCAAAACAUUAAAAACAAAUCUGGGUUUGUCAGGUUGUGAUAAAGUCAUUUUAUCCCUCUGAAACGUAAUAAUGUCAGUACAAAGGUUGGAUAUUUGGAUAUUUAUUUCUAUUAAGUGGUUAGUUGUUGAUUCAUGGAUUGUGGUUCUAACUGCAACGCUUCAUCCAGAUGAGAUCCAGAUCACAAUAUAGGCAACACUUUAUUUAUCCAGGUCUACAAAAUAAGAUAUAUCACAAAAAGAAAUAUUAAUAACAGAGAUACAAAAUUUCAGUGAUUUGAAUAUAUUAUAUUACAUUCAUGUCUGUAUUUAUAUGGACAACAAUCAGAAUGUGUAUUUAAAUGCAUCUAAAUAUUCAUUCAAAUAUACAACCAACAGACAAUAAGGUGACAAAUUAUAAGUGCAUUCUGUUGUAGAAGUUAAAGAAGAGAUCAGCAUGGGAAAAGCUGAAGGUCUGAAACAUAUGUGUCAUUUCAGUUUAGGUUUUUCUCGUGUGUCAGUUCAGAUUCGGACCUGAUGGUGGCACUAGAGGAGAAGGAAACAGCAGACUGCAUCAGAAUUAUGGUGAUUAGUUUUCAGCAGAUUCAGCUCACUAUAUCAUGAGUUAAAAAGCUGAUCAACAGUGAAUAGUGGCCUGAUCAGAACAGAGCUAGCAGAAAGGUCAGGGGUCAUCCUCAGGCUCCACCACAGCACAGCAAACGUGAGGUUAGAGAUCAGGGAUCGUAGCCUGAGUCCCGCAUCACACAGCGAAGACUCUUCAGGCAGCAGCAGGUUUUACAUAACACAGCACUCGGGUGACCACCUCCCUCUCUCUCUCUCUCUCUCUCUCUCUCUCUCUCUCUCUCUCUCUCUCUCUCUCUCUCGCUGACACUGUCGUUCUCAGCUGCAGGCUCUUAAUGGCCAGGUUGGGUUACACACACCUGCAAGUGAUACAGGGUCAUAAAUAUCUUGCUCCUCAUGAAUUAUUCCUGAGCUUGCAGGUUGUAGUGAGCAUGUCCAUCCAGGCGGGCAGCAGACAGGUGAAACAGUCAGUCAGUCAGUCAGAGGCAGAAUGGACAUCUCCGUUCUGCCCAACAACAACCAUCCAGAGAAGUUCCUUCAGCUUGACGUGGGGAUGCUGCCGGCCACACACGGCAUGUUCCAGGUCGGGGCGCUCAUGUCCAGUCAGAGACACUGGCAGAACAGGGUCUACUCCCAGAGGGAGGGGAGGGUGAAGCCUGACAGCAGCUCUCCUCCGUCCCCAGAGGGAAGUCCUGUGGUGUUUGUGGACAGAUACCUGGAGAAGCACAUCACUCCAGUCACCUUCAAGUCCAACAUCAAGAAGAACCCUCUGUACGCUGAUAUGAGAUCCAUGGAGCCAGUGGACAACGAGAAGUCCAAGCCCUCCUGGACUGUCAAGGAGUACGACACGCAAACCAUCCACGGCAACCUGGCGAGUUACUUGAAGGAGGAAGAGAAGACUCCUAAAGAUAUGGACUUCUGGCUCGAGGACCUCUACACACCAGGAUUUGACUCCUUACUGAAGAAGACAGAAGCCAAACAUAAAAGAAAAAGACUUUGUAAAAUUCUGUUUUCAGUCAUUUUCUCUGUUUGUGUGGUUCUUAUUGUUAUUAUAGUUCCAGUGGUGGUUCUACAGAAGAAAAACUAAUGGAGGAAGAUGCUGUUGUACAACUCUUAGGACCUCACCUCUUUGUUAGUGGUCAUAGAUUUUCCUGGUGAAUACUGUAGUAGCUUAAAAAUCUGGCUUUGCAAGAUUUGAAAAUACAGACAGAUGACCAGUUUGCACCGUGAACAAAGAUAUAAUCACACAAAAGCUCCAGUGGCUUUACACAGUAACAUGACACCAAGUGGAGGUCCAGUUUCUGCUGCCCUCUAGUGGUGUAACCUCUGACCUGCAGUGAUGUUACGUUCAGUACACUGUGACAUCACUGUGUGGUUAAGCUGCAACAGACACAUCUGACCAGACUGACUUGAAACUUUCAGCCAGUGAGAGCAGUGAAACCUUUAAGGUUAUCUCCAGAUCACCAGUUAACUGUUUCAUUUAAUGAAGAAAAGCAUUUUGUUAUCCCCAAAGAAAACUAUACUGCAACCACUUCAUAUAUUUCAUAUUUCUUUUAAUAAAAAAUUAUUUAAAGCA